GAAAAUAAAACGAUCAACAAUACCUUACAUGUUGUUGUUGUUGCUGCUGAUGUAACACAUUCACUCAGUAAUAAUAAUAAUAAUAAUAAACAAAAUCAACCUACACACAUUGGACUAAUGACUCCAUUAAUGGAACGUUCCAUGGAAGAUUGUUCACAUUUAUCAACCACCAUACAACGAAAUCAGUCGAAACGAAAAAAACGAUGCAAAAAUGAUAGUCAAUCGACAACAGCCUCAUCCUCAUCAUCAACAUCAUCAACAUUAUCACAUGCAACCAUCAUUUUCUCCUCACCAUCUUCUUUGUUAUCAUCAACAACAAACUAUUCAACAUCUGAAGUUGACUCUUCUCGUACACCAUCACUGGUUGUGAAGAAUAGCAGUUGUAGUAACAAUGUUGCUGCACCAUUUGCACAUACUGAUGAAUUCUCUGUCAUUAUUGAUGAUCCUUCUUCACUUUAUGAUGAAAUUGAUAAUAUUUCUCCAUCAGUGUAA
Schistosoma turkestanicum is the source of this 492-nucleotide messenger RNA. NCBI's taxonomy places the organism in Eukaryota, Metazoa, Platyhelminthes, Trematoda, Strigeidida, Schistosomatidae. The record is from the annotation of a GenBank genome assembly.